Molecule: messenger RNA, 2702 nt
Organism: Helianthus annuus (common sunflower)
Lineage: Eukaryota; Viridiplantae; Streptophyta; Magnoliopsida; Asterales; Asteraceae
Product: squamosa promoter-binding-like protein 7
Exons: 10
Coding region: 299-2557 (752 amino acids)
Cellular component (GO): nucleus
Molecular function (GO): DNA binding
Source: RefSeq, a predicted model, not a curated record
AUAAUAAAUAUAAUAUAAUACUCAAAUGAUGUAUUGUUAAUGAAUUAAAAAUUCAUCAUCCUCCAAUCUUGUUGCAUUGUUGACAUUUGUAUUCUCAUUAUGAUAUGAUAUGAUAUUCUUAUACUUGAUUGCAACUCUCCGGUAACCCUAACCACGACACCUCUGCCACCAUGGACCACCACCACUACCACCAGCAAUUCCUAAAUUCCCGUAGCAGCUAACCUAACCUGUUCCUUUCACCAUUCCAUUCUACGCAACUCAACCGCCACCAAUUUAUCUCCCAAAAUCCCCAAAUCAAAUGCAUAAUCCUCCACCACCAUCUCCUCCGCCUUUCACCAUGGACUCAAUCGAUGACUCCUCCACUUCAAUUUGGGACUGGAGUCAGUUUCUCGAUUUCAACGUCGACGAUCAUCUCCCCUUUCCUACCGAUCUAUCUCCGCUAAUCUCAACAUCUCCGGAUCUCUAUCCGAUCGAUGAUCAACCGCUACAACCACUAACCGAUUCGUUUCCGGUCAUAUCGACUUCGAACACGAACGCUAGGGUUCGAAAACGGGAUCCGAGAAUGGCGUGCCCUAAUUUUUUGGCGGGAAGGGUACCUUGUGCGUGUCCUGAGCUUGAUGCACAGCUGGCGGCGGAGGAGGAGGAGGAGGCGGCGAGUAAGAAGAAGAAGAGGGCGGUUACGGUUAGGAAGUCGAGUGGUGGUUCCAGGUGUCAGGUUUCGGGUUGUGAGACGGAUAUUAGUGAGCUGAAAGGGUAUCAUAAACGGCAUCGGGUUUGUCUUCGGUGUGCUUAUGCGGGUAGUGUGGUGAUUGAUGGGGAGAGUAAGAGGUAUUGUCAGCAGUGUGGGAAGUUUCAUGUGCUGUCAGAUUUUGACGAAGGUAAACGUAGCUGCAGAAGAAAAUUAGAACGGCAUAAUAACAGGCGUAGAAGAAAAUCCACAGAUUCCAAGGCAUCUGGACCACAUUUAACAGCAGUUUAUGAUGAUGAAGCUGGAAAAGGUGGGAAAUCCACAAGUGGUGAAACUGCUGCAGGUGAGAAAUCAUCCUUAGCAGGCGGAGACCAUAAUUCGCUUGCCAUUAUUGCCCAAAACAUCCAGAGUGAUAGCAUUCCGUCUUUAGCUGCAUCUGGUGAAACUCAAACUGAUGAAGAGAAAGAAAAAACUACUCAUUCUCCGUCUUAUGGUGAUGACAAGACUGAUUUCUCAUCUAUGUGCACAACUGGUCGGAUCUCAUUUAAGCUUUAUGAUUGGAAUCCAGCAGAGUUCCCUCGUAGACUCCGACAUCAAAUAUUUCAAUGGUUGGCCAGCAUGCCUGUGGAGCUGGAAGGAUAUGUUCGUCCCGGAUGCACAAUCUUGACCAUUUUUAUUGCAAUGCCAAGGUUUAUGUGGUUGAAGUUGGAUGAAGAUCCAGUUGUAUGCAUACAUGACCUCCUGGCAUCACCAAGAAGCUUGCUAUCUGGACGAGACACAUUUUUUGUUAAUCUAAACAACACUAUCUAUAGUGUCAUGAAAGGUGGAAAAUCCGUGAUAGAGAUUAAAGUGGGGGGCAAAUCCCCAAGGCUUCAUUAUGUUCAACCUACAUGUUUUGAAGCAGGCAAACCCAUAGAGUUUCUCGCAUGUGGAAGUAAUUUGCUUCAGCCUAGGCUUAGGUUUUUAGUGUCAUUUGCUGGUAAGUAUAUGACAAAUGAUGUGCGCGUUUCACCAUCGUGCAACACCUCUUCAACAAACUUGGAUCAUCAGCUUCUGAAUAUACGUGUCCCUCAUUCUGAAAUGGAUGUUUUUGGCCCUGCUUUUAUUGAGGUCGAGAAUGAAUCUGGACUGUCCAAUUUUAUUCCAAUUCUUAUUGCGGACAAAGAAAUAUGUUCUGAGAUUAAAAUAAUGCAGACAAAAUAUUAUUCAACUCUCCGUUCAAACGACUCAGAAUCUAGUUCUUGUGAGGUUGCUGUUAACAAGUUCUCUGAAGUGCUUGUAGAUAUGGCAUGGUUACUCAAACAGCCAAUCGUACAAGAUAUGGAGCGUGCCACCAUGUCAUCACAGCUCCAAAGAUUCAAUUUUUUACUUAAUUUUCUAAUUGAAUACGAGUCCACCACAGUUUUGAAGAGAGUGUUAGAUUCGCUGAAGAUGAGAAUCAUAGAAAAUGGUGAUAUUGUUGAAACUGAUAGAACAUUGCUUCAGGGGACUGUGAAUCGUGCUACUGAAGUGUUGAAUCAACGAUUGGAGAAAACAGUAAACCAUGGGCUGCAUCCAAGUGAUAUCUUGCUAAAUAAUGAUGAUGAUCCCUUCAUCUCAACCGUUAAUCAGGUUCAUGAAGAAAGUGAAAAGGUUGGACUCUUAAAUGCUGACUGUGUUAUGAAUGUUACACCCUAUAAGGAACAACCAAAGAAACCCUCAAACCGCAUGUUUAACUAUAAAACCACCAGAUUUUUUACGCUCCGCCUUCUCAUUCUUGCAGUUGCUUCGGUCACUGUAUGUUUUGGUAUUUGUGCAGUUGUUUUCCACCCUCACAAAGCUGCUGCAAUUGCUAUAAAUAUUCACAGGUGCUUAUUUGAUGAUAACUAGUCUUUCAUUUAUAGAUCUUUGACUUGUACAAGCUAAAGUUUGUAAAUUGGCUGUUGUAUGUUAGAUUAACGACAGAAUCGAGUUAGUGGAAAUUGUUUGGCUUGUAUAUUUUUGUUGAAAUUCGUUCAUCGUUUGUUGCUGGUUU